AUCAGCAAAGACUGCAAAUACAAGUCGCAUCAUAUUCUGGCAACACGUCACUGUCUCCGUUGAAAUCUGACAUUGAAAUGACAUCAGAGGAGAUUGCCAAAACAGAGAUCAUGUGCAACAAGGAUGACGGUGUUGGUACUAAACUAACAACAAAAAGAGGUAGUAUUGUGCAGUUCCUUAGACAGCUACUGCAGGAUGUGGAGAUACGCAGAGACUCGUCUUCAAGAAAACAUGUUGUUGUGAAGUUUAAAGAAAUCUCCAAAAAUCACUUCCCUG
Molecule: messenger RNA, 276 nt
Organism: Pecten maximus
Lineage: Eukaryota; Metazoa; Mollusca; Bivalvia; Pectinida; Pectinidae
Source: RefSeq, a predicted model, not a curated record